Hyaena hyaena (striped hyena) is the source of this 755-nucleotide messenger RNA. RefSeq names its product zinc finger protein 300-like. Lineage: Eukaryota; Metazoa; Chordata; Mammalia; Carnivora; Hyaenidae. Bases 79 to 558 code for a protein of 159 amino acids. Gene Ontology annotation, biological process: regulation of DNA-templated transcription. The transcript has 6 exons. The record is from RefSeq and is a predicted model, not a curated record.
GAGGCGGGGAGUUGAGGGGUCCGGUUCUCAGGAAAGGACGUUUCAGUCACUGGCUGCGGUGUUGGGAGUAAGGGCAUCAUGUUUGAUCAGCGAUCGAGCAUCUCUAGCGCUCUGUCUUUGCAGAUAUCUGUGCCUUCUAAAGAGCAACAGAAAAUGACCAAGUCUCAGAUUGAACAGGAAGGUCCUGUACAGAGACUUGUGUCAUUCAAGGAUGUGACUGUGGACUUCACUUGGGAAGAGUGGCAGCAGCUGGACUCAACUCAAAGAAACCUGUACAGGGAUGUGAUGCUGGAGAACUACAGCAACCUUGUCUCAGUGGGGUAUCGGUAUCUGAAGUCAGAUGUAAUGUUAUUGAAGCAAGGAGAACCAUGGAUGGAGGGGGGAGAAAUCUCAAGUUGGGCCUAUUCAGACUUUGCAACUGGAAUGAAAGAAUUAACACCACAGAAGAGCAUUUCUGAAGAAGUGAUACUCCAUAACAUGACUGUAUACUCAACCUUUGAAGACUGGAAACUUGAAGAUGAGCAAAUGCAGGAAACUGAGAUUAUCACCAUUUUAUAGAUGAGGCAAGCCCAGAGAAGUUUCUUGACCUGGCUAAACCCAUGUGGCUGGUAAGUGGAGGGUUGGGAUUCAGAUCAACCUCUUAGCCUCCACACAAUUCUGUCCCACUGGAAACAUGGAGGACUGGGUGUCAUGUCACUUCAGCUCGACAGAAUUAAAAUGAACUUCACUGGACCUAAUAUGGUAUUCUGUAUUCU